CGUGAUCUCCUCCAACCGAAUCUUAAGCGGGAAGAGCCUCUUCGUUGCUGGCUACAUCUGGAGAAACCACCAGAUUCCUCUGGGGAAGAAGACCCUCUGUCCGGAAUGUAUCACAGAUUGCAACUACUGAGUUCUAUCUCUCGCCGGGCAAUCCCACGUUCGCACUGGACAGAAGAAUUCGUAACUAAUAACAUUAACCGAAGAGUUAUAGAUUACUUCAAUCAUCACCUUAUCGUUCCCUACCUGAAUUUUUCCUCCCGCACAGACCAAUCUGUAGCUGAUGGCACCGUGUCGUUUAAUCCCAUUUCUGCCGACUCUGAUGAAGACUCGGUUGUGUCUGUGCCCGACCAUGACAUGUCUGCCACAGCCAAGGAUGCUGCCGCAAUCCAGAAGCUACUCAAGCUUCACACACAUGGUUCCGUUGAGGAGCUCGAACGAAGCCUAGACGGAUGUGGGUUAUCGAUGACAGAGGAUUUAGUUCUUCAGGUGCUCCGACGACAUCGCUCGGAAUGGAAACCUGCUUUGCUCUUCUUCGAUUGGGUUUCCAGGGAAGAACCCGGAGUUGGUCGUUACACGCCUGGAACAGGUGCUUACAAUGUUAUGAUCGACAUUCUUGGGAGGAUGAAGCGUUUUGAACAAUUGCAGCAAGUGCUCGACGAAAUGUCUAACAGAGAUGGUUUAAUCAACGAGAGAACGUACGCCAUUCUGGUGCACAGAUAUGCAGGGGCUCACAAAGUGCAAGAAGCGAUUGACAUUUUUUACAGGAGGAAGGAGUUUGGGCUCGAUCUUGAUUUGAUUGCUUUCCAGACCCUUCUGAUGUCGCUCUGUAGAUACAAACAUGUCGAAGCUGCAGAGUUCCUCUUUCACUCCAAGCGGAAAGAAUUCCCUCUCGAUAUAAAAACCCUCAACAUAAUUCUGAAUGGGUGGUGCGUUUCGGGGAGGUUACGUGAAGCCAAGAGGUUCUGGAAUGAUAUCAUCUCUUCUAGGUGCAAGCCCGACGAGUUCACAUAUGGGAUUUUUAUAAAUUCCUUGACCAAGGCAGGGAAGAUCUCCACGGCUGUCAAGUUGUUCCAUUCCAUGUGGGAGAAAGGUUGUUCUCCUGAUGUGGCAAUCUGCAAUUGUAUCAUAGAUGGUCUGUGCUUCAAGAAGAGGAUCCCUGAAGCUCUUGAAAUCUUUGGGGAGAUGAAUGAGAGGGGUUGCCUUCGUGAUGUUGUCACGUACAAUACACUCAUCAAGCACCUGUGCAGGAUUAGGAGGAUGGAAAAGGUUGACGAGCUACUGGAUGAAAUGGAACAGGAGAAAGGAAACUGCACCCCAAACGCUAGGACUUUCAAUUUCUUGCUCAAUUCCUUGAAGGAACCAAAGGAAAUUCCUCACCUUCUGGAAAGGAUGGAGAGAAAUGGUUGCAAGAUCGCAGGGGAUACCUACAACUUGAUAUUAAGAUUGUUUGUGGGUUGGAAUCAACAGGAGGCAGCAAGAAAUACAUGGCUUGAUAUGGAGAGAGAUGGAGUUGGACCUGAUCAGCGAUCUUACACCAUCAUGAUUCAUGGACUACACAGUAAGGGAAGGAUGGAAGAGGCUUUGCACUACUUCACCGAGAUGACGUCCAAAGGUAUGAUACCAGAGCCAAGGACCAAGCUACUGGUGAAGGCCAUUAACAUCAAGCUGCAAGAGCAAGAGAGUGGACAGAGUGUGGGAAUGAUAAACAAUGAUAGCUCAUUAAAUCAUCCAGUCAAGAGCCAGAGGAAGAGAACAAAAUGACACUUCCUAGCAUUACAGUUACAAUUGGAAUAUUUUUUCGUGGUGAACCACCUUCCAUGAAAAUGACCCAUGAGCUUUGAAGGUGCUUUGAGUUGAACAACCCUUUUGAGUUUUGGAGCAUGGGUGAGGAUUGAAGGCCGUACUGAGCCUUGUCAAUCGAAAAAUUAAUCAGCACCUCCAGAACACAGAUGAAAUUUUUUUUGUUUAUUAUUCUUGUACCCCGAACAAGUGAUCUGACGUAAGAUGGGUUUUGCGCUACUGAUGAAAAUUGGAGAUGUAACAGAUCAAGAAGCGAAAGAAUGUGGUACAAGUGACAGCCAAAUGGAAGUUGCAGUGGAAGUAAAACAUUCAGCAGGUCACUCAAUAACCUCUCAUCACAAGUUUUGGAAGAUUUUGCAAACAAAAUGGUUGCCUUCUGUAAACCGAUGAUCACCUUACUGUAAAUGUAGAAGCCAAGCUUCUGGCAUGUAAUGUUUGUUGAUUUCUACUUAUUUAUUUGAUGAUCUGAAAGUUUCCCUUGUUAGGCAUCUACAAACAUUAUUCGUCACUAAUAACCAAGUGUCCUGGUGCUUAUUCCA
Messenger RNA from Macadamia integrifolia, 2339 nucleotides. Its product is annotated as putative pentatricopeptide repeat-containing protein At3g15200. Lineage: Eukaryota; Viridiplantae; Streptophyta; Magnoliopsida; Proteales; Proteaceae. Gene Ontology annotation, molecular function: protein binding. The transcript has a single exon. The coding region runs from base 106 to 1761 and encodes 551 amino acids. The record is from RefSeq and is a predicted model, not a curated record.